Molecule: messenger RNA, 1296 nt
Organism: Leptosia nina
Lineage: Eukaryota; Metazoa; Arthropoda; Insecta; Lepidoptera; Pieridae
Source: the annotation of a GenBank genome assembly
AUGCGAUGUCUACGCGAUAAAAUUCCUUUAGUGAUACUCAAGAAAACAAUAACAAUGCUGGGAAUCCGACACGUGCAGAUAACAAUGCUGUUUCUAGCCAACAUUAUCUGUUAUGCAUCAAGGAACAACCUUAAUCUUGCUCUCAUCGCUAUGACUGAUAAAAGCAGCGAACAGCACUUCGACAUCGAUCUGAAAAUCCAGAGCACGCUGCAGUCGUCUCUGUUUUGGGGCUACUUCGUGGGGAUAUUCCCCGCGGGGGUUUUAACCACGCGCUAUGGUGGUAGGCGCUUCAUCAUGCUCAGUUUGGUUGUUAACUCUGCUGCGUCUCUGGCUUUGCCUUUCUGCAGAUUUCUUGGACCGGACGGCUGGAAGAUGAUAUACGGCUGCCGCAUCGUACAAGGAAUAUUUCAAGCGUUUCUUGCACCGUCUUGUCUGACACUCAUGAGCAAAUGGGUGCCCGAAGAAGAGAGGAGCAGGCUUGGCAGCUUCACUUACUCCGGUAUUCAACUAGGCAACGCUUUCCAACUGAUAACAUCUGGUUACUUAGCGGAGUACUGGGGCUGGCCCUCCAUCUUCUACUUCUACACUAUAGUCGGUGUGUCCUGGUUGCUUAUUUAUCUGUUCGUCGGCGCAGAGUCACCGGCGGAGUCAAAAAUCAUUAGCAAAGAAGAACGAAAUUAUAUACAGACCUCUUUAGGUUAUAGAUAUAGGACGGAGAAACUUAAAGUGCCAUGGAAAGCCAUCGUCUCAUCCAUGCCUUUCGUAGCGACCAUAAUGACCUACUGCGGUUUCAAAUGGGGCUUCUACACAUUGAUUACUCAAAUUCCCAACUACAUGAAGCAGAUACACGGAAUGAAUUUACGAGAAAACGGCACUCUAUCGGCGCUUCCUUACUUAGCUCUCAUUGGUUUCCUGGGCCCGGCAGCAUGGCUAGUGGCUCUCGCGGUAGCGGCGCCGCCAGACAAAGCGCUAGCCGUAGCUUUUCUGACCUUGGCAGUGGCUAGUAUAUCCGGGAUUUACUCGGGUUUUAUAGUAAACCAAAUAGACAUGGCGCCAAAUUUCACAGGUUUCAUGAAUGGCUUCUCCAACGUGUUCGCGAACCUGAUGUCAAUAUUUGCACCGAUCGCCGCCGGGUUUAUGCUCGGAGAUGGUACGGACAUAGAAAAAUGGCACUCGGUGUUCUACUUAGCGGUGGGAAUUUACGUCGGGACGUGUGCCUUCUAUCUUGUCUUCGCAGACAGCAGAAGACAACCAUGGAAUUACCCCGAUUAUAAGAAUAAAUCGAAUCUAACAUAG